Enterobius vermicularis (human pinworm) is the source of this 9807-nucleotide messenger RNA. NCBI's taxonomy places the organism in Eukaryota, Metazoa, Nematoda, Chromadorea, Rhabditida, Oxyuridae. The record is from the annotation of a GenBank genome assembly.
AAGUCAAACUUUUAUUUGGCACAUUUUUUUAGAUUAUCCUUUAUGGAAGUUGAUGGUACAGAUUGGAAUGAAAUUGUUGAAGCUCCAGAAGCUUUUAAAUGUCCAAAUGAUAUAGCAUUUGAUGCUGCAGACUACUGUUACGAGCUAUCAGAUCCGGCUAUUAAAACUGGAGUUCAGUAUGCAGCAAAUGUUCGUUUGUUUAACAUUUUGAUGCCUACACUUAUAACAAUAUUCAUGCUGCAAUUUUAUAUAACAGUCAAAAAUAUGCGCAGUCGUUAUGCAAUAACGGAAAGAAUUAACGGGUCUGUCUACAAGCAUGUUAUCGAUAACCUUUUACCUAAUACCCUUUACAAUAUAUCAAUUCAAGCCGGCACCGAAAGUAGCGACUUGAGUCCAGCUGCAUGGAAGUUGAUCACUUUACCACAGUUCCAUUAUGCUAAUGAUGGCAUUGAACCAUAUUCGCUAUCGAUCAGCAAUAUUCAAGCACUUAAACACGGUUCUCGUAUACAGUUGAGAUGGUCAAUUGAAGUAAGACGCCCCGGCGAUAAUUACUGGCGACAACUUGUUGGUCCAGUUCGUCACGACACAUCUCAGCAGUCCUUUGUAGUUGAGCUGCCAAGAAUUAGUUCAGAAGAUUAUUACAUUCGUAUUUCAGCACUUAACAACAAAGAGGAAGUGAUGUUGACAUCCACACCAUAUCGAGUGACAUCUCAUUGUGAAGCGCCGACUAAAGGACCUCAGAAUGUACAUCUUGAAGACAGUGAAAGAGGUGUUAGAGUUCGAUGGACAUAUGACGAUAUCGAUGGCAAUGAUUGUCAAUUACAGUUCAAAAUAACAGGUUAUGACAAUCGUAAACCUUUUACUAAAACAGUUGACGGUAAUUUACGAGAAUACACUUUCCCAACUAGCGGCGGCGGUGAAUGGCACUUAAGAGUUCAGGCGGAGAAUCAGGCUGGUUCUGGACCACAAAGUGAUCUGGCAGUUCUUCGAAAAACUUCAGAAGUAAAUGUCGGUGUCCGUACACAACGUUCUGUGUGUGAUACACGUCUAGAUUUCUGGUGUCGUAAUCAAACAAGUGCGGAACUGAAGCCGUCUCCCACUGAAGCACUCACUAUUACUCCGCGUAUCAUUGAUAAUACUGGAGGAAGGCUGAUUGUUGAGUGGGAAACGAAGGGAAAUAGCCGUGGUAUAGUCAGUUAUUUGGUACAAUUCAGAACUGAUGAGAUUGGGUGGCGUGCAAGCGGGUUUGAUUUUCACUUUCAUCAUUAUCGAAAUGCAAUUAAGGCUUGGACAGUAAAAAGCCAUGUACAAUUUAGCCAAUACACACCUCACGUUGGAGACAGCAGAACUUAUCGCCAAACACUGUACAAUCUUCAAAGAGGAACUACCUUUUACGUGCAUAUUCAGGCUCUUGAUACCAGCCACACUGUACGGUACACAAGUGCAGAAGUAGCUGCAAAGACUGCAUGUUCAAGUAAGCAAUUCGUCAAAAAAAGAAGCCCCACACAAGCGCCGUUAUCUCCUGAAAUCGUAGCUCCAGAUUCACGCCAUGUUCGAGUUUUAUGGAUCCCGCCGCCUCCACAUACUUGGCAGUGUAAUAAUGUUGUUAUUGAACUACAAGUUCAGGAUCCGCCGGGAGUUGGAUUAAUCAAGAUUGAUAAGAGUAAAAGGGAACAUAUAUUUGACGCUGCACCUAAUCAGGAUUGGGCAGUGGCUCUCCGCGUUGUGAACUCUGUUGGAGCUUCUCCGUGGACUCAGACUGUAAUGACAAGAACACCAUCAGCAGAAGAUUUGAUUGUUGGUCUUAAAGUCACUCACAGUGAAGCAAUGCCAAGGGUCACAUGGAGAAGUAAGGAGGGUUACGAUAAGGCAAUUGGAUACUAUAGACUGGAAUGGCGUCCAAGAGGAAGCGAAGAGUGGCAGAAACAUGGCAACCAGGUAACUGUUUUAUCUGUUGACAUUCCACACUUUGGUUGGCAGAGAUCGUAUAGCGUCGACUUGCAAGUUUUAACAGAAGCUUCGCUUUAUGAUGUUCGAGUAAAAGCAUUUGAUGCUGCUGAAAAUGUCAUAUACACUUCCCACAGCCUUGCAGUUCAAGUUCAACCAAGAUGCGAACCUCCUUCUAUCCCGCCAAGCGAUAUAAGAGCUACUCCAAUAGGCGCUACACAGAUACAGUUGCGAUGGCAGCCAUUACCUAUCACUGAUCCAAAAUGUGCCAUUUGGUAUGUGAUUGAGUAUUCAACACCGCAAUACUCGGGCGUACAGAAUGUUUCGAUGGAAAAAACUCAACAUUUGUUUGAUUCUAAACCGUUUACCAAAUGGACAUUCCGUAUCCAAGCUGCAAAUGCAAUGGGAGAAUCGCCAUGGUCCGAGCCAGUUACUGCACAAACUCUCGGAGCAGCACCAAGUCCCAUAUAUAACCUACAAGUUCAUCCAAAGUCAACAUCGAUCUAUAUGGCGUGGAGGCCACCGAGAGACUCAAUGGGACAAUAUGUAGAAUAUGAAAUAACUUAUCAGUUGUUGAACAGAGGAAACUGUGGACCUAGCGGAAACGCGCCAGUCAAUAAAGUAACCUCACCUCAAACUACAUUCACUAUUAAUGACCUAUAUCCAUACUCAAAGUAUCGCAUAACCAUAGCAGCAAAAACUACAAUUACUGGCAGAAGUUUCACACAAGACGUGGACACCGCUGAAAGUGCGCCAUCUGCUCCGCCAUUUGACAUCCAAGUUGAAGGAGUACGACAAACUGAGGUAGAUUUGGCAUGGCAACCACCAAUUUGUACAACAAGGAACGGUGAGCUUACCGACUACGAAUACGAACUGCGGAGCUCUCUGCAACCUCACUCUGCUAUAAAUAUCAAGAAUACUGGUGGGCCAAAAACACGAGUAACAGUAAGUGGACUUAACCCAAUGACUCCAUAUUCGGUUCGAUUACGAGCAUAUACGCAUGGAGGCCAUGGUCCAUGGUCAGAAAGCGUAAAUUUCCAAACUCGUCAAGUAGAACAGAUAUCUCCUCCAACUGACGUCAAGGUACUGAAAACGGGUCCAGACAACGCCCACAUGUUUUGGCAAGAUAACUAUGGAAGAGCAAAUUCAGUCGAUAAAUACAAGUGUCGGUACACGGUUAUUGGCAGAAAUGAUUACAAAGAACGACAAUUCCCUGCGCAUAACCCAUGUUCAAAAGAAGUUAUACGUACAGAGAAUAUUCCGGGAUUUGCACCUGGUUCACAGCUGCACUGCGGAAAGAUAGACGGACUAGAAAAGCAUAAAGAAUAUCAAUUUGAGGUGGCUGCUGGUAGUACUUCGCAGAAUCAAUGGUCAGAUUGGAGUUUUGCUUGCACUCGUCCAGUUGGGUGUAAUCAAAAAUUGGAUCGCAGAUUUAACUCUGCGCCAAAACUUCCAUUUAAUCGGGUGUUGUCCUUCCGAGUUGUCGCAGUGUAUCCCAACAAUGAAGAAAUUAACAGUGAAGAAGCAUCAGCUACAACAAAAUGCGCUGCACCACCUCGCCCACCUGAUGCCCUCAACUUAGAUUCGGUUUCUGCAGAAGAGACAAGAGUAACAUGGGCAAGACCCGCAAGGAAUGAUUGGCUCUGCGACCAGAUUGAAUAUGAAGUAAACUAUCGCAUAGGAGGAAAAGAAGGGACCAAAAUUUUGCCUGGUCACAUCACAGAGUGGAUUGUAAAAACACCACCGAACGUCCAAGUGCUUGCAAAAAUCCGAACUCGAAAUAUGGCGGGUUCCAGUCAGUGGAGUCAAGAGAAAACAAUAACAACACGACAGGGAAUUCCUGGCCCAGUUCGGAAUUUAAAACUUACGCCUAGAGGACCUAGUGAAAUAUUCAUUUCUUGGGAACCCCCUCUAGAACCUAGAGGCCAGAUUGUUGGUUAUUAUAUCAGUUAUAGGCUUAAAUACCGCCUGGCAUGUAAAGAUGACGAGCCUCGUGACUCAAGCAGAGAAUUUGUGACACUUCCUCCUCUAAAAUCAACCAAUCAUUUACUGUCUGGACUGCUGCCAUACGCAAUGUAUGAGGUAAAAGUCAGCGCUAGAACUUCAGAUCUUGGUCCCGAAGAAACUCGUGAGGUUGCUACAGAGCCGAAAGCUCCAAGCGGGCCUCCCGUAGAUGUUGAUAUUCUUUCAGUGACACCCACGACCGUCACUUUCACUUGGUCUGAAGUGGAGUGCUCAAUGCGUCUAGGCCCAAUCCUUUCUUAUGAAUACGAAAUAUUGGGUCAAGAUGAUUGGGCUAAAAUGCUGCGUUUGAUAGAUAACCAAACAGAAACAACUUUAAGAAUUACCGAUCUAAUUCCGUAUACUAAAUACAUUAUGAGGGUAAGAGCUUUCAACAAUGUUGGUGGAGGUCCGUUCUGCCAAGAUAAGCACUUCACUACUGAAAAAGCCGAAGCUCCGCUACCACCUCAAGACCUGUUAGUGAGUUUGGAAGGAACAGAUUUCUUGUCAAUUACGUGGCUUCCUCCUUACCCUCCGUACGGGCCUCAUGAUGCACAUAAAAUUCAGUACAGGCUCAAUGAUUCGUCACACUGGAACGAUUGGACAGAAGUGGAAAAAGGUGUCAAUGAUCCAGCACUGGAGUGUGUAAACAGGGGUCGUUUGUGUUACACAAUAAACGGUUUACAAAGUGGUCGGGAGUAUUUGAUUCGAGUUGCUACCCGAAUUAAAGGAGGAUCUUUUGGUCCUUUCUGUGAAGAAAUAGUGGCCAGCACUUUACAAGUACUACCUGAUGCUCCGCAACGAAUCGCUGUCCUUCAUAGAACUGACCAGUCAUUAAACAUUUCAUGGGUGCCACCACUGGACUCUCACUUGUUAAAGCAGUACAAAGUUACUGUGUUAAAAUCUGGAGGUUCAAAAGCUGACGAAAGAGUAUACUUCGUAAACCACCCUGAAACUACCUUAUUUGUUGACCGACUGGAACCAGAAACACUAUAUAACAUUAGUGUUUCUGCAAGAGCUGAUGGAGACUUUGGCCGCUCAGCCAGUGCUGUAUUUGACACUAAUAUAUUCAAGCCUCCAUCACUACCGGAUCCCCCUUUGGUUACACCUGAUGGAGCCAAUGCUUUGGACGUUUUCUGGAAAGGACUAACUGACUCGAAACAUUCGAAAUGGGUCAAAGCGUAUAUAAUUGAAUAUCGUUCAGCAAGCAAUUCUGAGUUUCAAGAGUAUGGGCCUAUGAUACCACACGACCCAGCCAAGGUUGACUACCACGCGAAGAUUUUGAGAUUGAACCCAGACACUCUUUAUUAUGUCAGAAUCAAACUUGCCGAUUUGAAACGUGUUGGUAAGCCUGGUCCAGAAGCAAAGGCUAAGACUGGUUGUGACAGUAAAAAUUCACUAUUACUAGGGCCUGCUUUGCCACCGUUCAACAUCAAAGCCAAUGCUCCUUCAUCUAAUAAAGUAGUUGUAAACUGGGAAGAACCAGACUAUACGUCAUGGCGAUGUUCGGACAUCAACUAUGUUAUCGAGUAUGUUAAUGGGUCAUCGCCGGCACGUCGGGUGCAAAUCCCAAGAAUGACUGAGUACACCUUUGACUCAUUACCAAACACACAUUGGACGAUAAGGAUUCUUGUCAAUAAUAGCGCUGGUGAAUCAGAAUGGAGCAGAAAAAUUACGAUUACUACUGCAGAGGGAGCUCCAGGACCUGUUGAAGAUAUUGAUGUUUCUGAUAAGGAUGGCAAAGCUUUGGUUACGUGGGAUCCACCAAAAGACCCGAAUGGCGAUAUUACGAAGUAUACGGUUAGAUACUGGUUAAAGAGCCUCGGAGAAUGUGGUCCUCAGCAGAGUAUACCAAUCACAAAAGAGGUUACUUCUAAUAACUUACUUGUUGACGAUCUUAUUCCGGACGCCACGUAUGGAUUUACGGUAACUGCAUACACAUCUCUUCCUGGACAGGAAUCUGAAGUAUUUGAUUAUCAGACUCCUCAAGCAGCACCAACAGGAAAGCCGAAAAAUAUAAGAGUAGAUCCAGUUGAUCGAAGAAGUGCAAAUGUGGUUUGGGAGAAACCGGAUUGUGAGUUAAGAAAUGGUCCUAUCACUGGUUAUUCUGGCGAACUUAAGGCACUUGAUGAUUGGGGUAACGAUGAAGAGGCAUUUGGUGCCGCUGAAUCCGCCCUGUAUGAAAAUCUGAUUCCGUUCACCCGUUAUAAGGUUCGGGUAAGAGCCAGUAACUCUGUAGGAGACGGUCCAUUUUCAGACUGGAUACACUUUACUACUUUGCCUGAGGCACCUUCUCCGCCAACUGAUUUGACUGAAGAAGAUUCCUUCCCAGAGGCAAUUGAAAUCUCAUUCUUGCCACCUUUUCCGCCGUACGGUAUUUUGAGCACGUACAAAAUCCGAAGCAAAAAUUUGAGAGAUAAGAAAGGAAAGGAAAAGGAAGUGAAAGUGCGGAAAGAAGAACUACAGUGCUCUGACAGGUCUAAGAAAGAUCGAUUGUGCUAUCGCGUAGCGGAAUUAAUCCCAGAACAAGAUUACGUAAUUGACGUUGCUGCGUAUACCGAAAAUGGUGGCUGGAGCGACUGGAGCCAGAAGCUUACUGCUCGCACUCAUGAUCAAGAAAUUCCUGUUCCUGAGCAGACCUUGAGAAUUACCGAUGAGAAGGCAGAAAGCAUUACUGUAGAAUGGGAUGGAUUGACUCCUGAGAAGGCUGCUCACAUAUACGGUUACGUCCUGGAAUACAAAGCAGCGGAUGAAGACGAGUGGCAAACCUAUGAAAAUGUUGUAAAACAUAAACCGCGGCAGAGCAAAUAUAAGGUACAGGUGAAAGGGUUGGCAGAAGCAACAGAGUACUUUUUCCACUUGAGAAUAGUUGGCAUUAAUGAUAAGAGAGGAGCUCCUGGACCUGACGCUACUGGAAAAACCAAAUGUGGACGUCCACAAGAGCCGCCACAUGAUAUUCACUUACAUUCAGUUGGUUUUAACAAAGUUCAUCUAUUUUGGAAGAGUCCCGACAAAGAAACAUGGAAAUGCGAUAAUGUGCAGUAUUUGGUGGAAUACAGAAAUACUACAGUUCCUCGUGGAGUUGUUAAUGUUGCGGAAGAUUCACCAAAUGAAAUUUUCAUGGAAUCCUUGCCAGGUGCAAAGUGGGAAGUAAGAAUGAGAACUGAGACUGUUGAGGAGGGACAGAAGCCGCUGUAUAGUCCAUGGAGUGAGUGGAAAACAUUAAAUGUAAAAUCAUAUCCAGGAGAAAUUUUUGUUGAUGUUCAAGUUCAGUCGCCAACAUCAGCUGUUGUCACAUGGGACCUAAACGACAAAGACCGUCUGUGGAGUUAUGGAGUCGACAUUGUAGCAAAAUUGAUAAAGGCAGGGGGUUGCAAGAAAACGGACUACGAACCAAUAGUCAUGAAGAAUGUCCACGACAAAAAGGUGGUAUUAGAUGGACUGCUUCCUGGUUCAGAAUACGAGCUUACCGUUAUUCCGCGUAGGUUUUCUAGCGCUGGCAAUGAUCUACCAAAAACUGUUAAGAAGUUUACAACGCAUAGUGAUGUUCCUUCUGGGCCACCAACUAACUUACAUCCUAAAGAUAGUAAGGACACUAUGAUCGCUUUUGCUUGGGAGCCGCCUCUAUGCCACGAACAAAACGGUGAAAUAAAUGAGUAUUUGUAUGUUGUUGAGCCUGUUGACACAUGGAACAAGGUCAGCGGUAUUCAGGAAAGUGCAACUAAGAAGCUAUGGGCGCACAUGGAUGGACUCAUGCCUGGUUCCUCCUAUAAGGUUAAAGUCCGGGCAAAAACAACUGCUGGUUUGGGACCUUGGUCUGAUUAUAUAACUAUGAAAACAACUGGUUCAGAAGUAGAUAGACCUCUGGAUUUAGUGGCAAUUCAGACAACAGUUAAUUCUGUUUCGUUGGCGUGGAAUCCGCCGUAUCCUGAACGAGCUCCUGUGAAUUCAUAUAAAGUCACGCACAGCCCUGGUGGCAAUGGCGCAGAUUCAAGAGAUGUGCAGUUUAAUCUGUAUGAACUUGGAUGUUCUGCUUUCCAACCCAACCCGAAUUUGAAAAAGGAAAGUUUAUGCGGAACUAUCCUUGGUUUGAAACCAAACACAACGUAUCGAUUUACAGUGCAGGGGAGAUCUGCGUCAUCUGAAGAGUGGGGGCUUCCAUCUCAACCACACUAUGCUACUACAAGGGUGAAGGAAGACCGAGAUGACUGGGGAGGUAUACGUUUGGUAUCGGCCAGUUAUGACAGACUGAAAGUCAAAUGGACACCACCGGAAGUUAUUCGAGAUGCAGUUAGCAAAUAUCAUGUGAACAUAUCUGUUGCAUCAUCACUAGAUAAAAUGCCCAAACAGGAAUUGGUGGACGCUGCAUACCUGGAAAAAGAAUUCCGAAACUUGGAACCAGUGACUAGAUAUAACAUCACCGUUCAAGCGUUCUCGCCUGAACGAAGUAUUUGGUAUGCACAGGGAGUAUUUGAUACCACUGACUACGCAUCUGGUAUUAUUCCUUGGCUAACAGCUCCAAUUGAUUUGAGUCUUUAUGACAAAUCGGACGUUAUGCUUCAUGUUCAGUGGAGUCAUCCGGUACUUGGUGAACCGGAACGAAUCAAUGAAAUAAUUGAAUACAAAGUUACCAUCGCGCCGUUUGAUAAGUUUACUGGUAAGCUGGGUACCUCAAAAGUGUAUACUGUUGACGCAGAAAGAAGAACAAUUAUCUUAGAUGGUCUGACUCCAGAGACCAUCUAUAAUGUUACUGUGCAAGCAAUGACAGACAACGGUUACGGUGAAAUGGCUUGGGCAGUGUACAGCACUUUACCACCUGGCCAAGAGCACAUUCUUAGACUAUUGCACAGAACACCAACGUCGCUUACAGUCGCAUGGGAACCAAAGUGGCCUGUCGAUGACCACUACGUGCUCCAGUGGAUAGGUCUUCAUUCAGCCAUCCCUCACGGAAGGAUGAAGAAGCUUCACACAGAGGAAAUCGAAAGUACCAGGCGGAACUAUACUAUUACUGACUUAGAUCCAGCUACCACAUACAAUGUGUCAAUAAGGCCAAAGAAUCAAGUGAAUGGAGCUUGGGGUGUUUAUGCUACAUUACCUCCUGGGUGGCACAUGGUACGGAACUUUGUAUGGUGUGCUAGAGAAGAUCAUGCAGUUUCACUAAAAUGGGACGGUAUAGAAAAUGAUUUGGCUAGCGACUACAUGAUAAGAUAUAAGUCUUCAAAAGAUGGUACAUGGAGUCACGAAGAAGGGAGAGCUGCUGAGAUGCUUUGUCCGAGGGACCCUGAUCCUUCAACUGGCAGGGAGUGCCAUAAACGCUGCUUCUUAGUAUUCAAUUUACCUCACAAAUCUGCCAUAUACGACUUUCAUGUCCGCGCAAAGGUUAUCUUUCUCGUUAACGGAGUUUGGAACAGAUGGAGAAACGUUGGGAGACCAGAAUUUUUGCCAAAACCAGGUCAAAAAGAUUCAUGCUGUAUUGUACCUCCAGUUGGCUUUGUUGAAAAUAUCGGUAGUGAAGGCACCAGUUUCCCGAUAGAUAUCACUCCUGUAGCGAAAAGACCAGAAAACGUAACACGUUACUAUGUGAUCGUUGAUGAACGUGUUCCACCUGGAGAAACUAAUUGGACAUACCUAACUGACAGACGAACAGCCUAUGAACGAGGAUACAAUUAUUACAUUGCUGCAUCGUAUACACCAGAAACUUUGCUUGAUAAUAAAAAGAUGACAAUUGGUGAUGGAAAAGUAAUUGGUGGUUAUCUAAAUUAUCCGUUAAAGAAAGGAAAACAAUACAGUCAUAAAUUCUUGGCAAUAUGGGAUCUGGACGGAAAACCAGGUGUUGUUGGUACUUGGACAGGUAAAUAG